AUGGCGUCGAAGAUUCGACUCGGUGGAUCUGAAUCUCAACCGAGAACGACCGACGACUGCGCCUCCUGUCGCGCCUUCAUGCGCGCGAUCGAGCGAAAGAUCGCGGAGGGGAAGUUUCAAGGCGACGUCGCGCGCGCGAUCGCUCGGGCGUGCGAAGAGGCGACGGGGGGGUCGGAGAGUCAGAUGGGGGUCUGCGUCGCCGCGGGCGAAGCCGGAUUGCGAUUCGCGACGCGCUGGAUCGAGAAUCACCCCGAAUUGGAGGAACAAGCGUGUGAUGCGCUGGAUAUGUGUGAGGGAAGCAUACGUACGCGGUCGUUGGCGAUCGAGGGCGUCGAGCGUGCGGGGAUGGUGGACGAGGUGCGUCGAAGAGCGCGCGGCGACGUCGCCGACGACUCGACGUGCGCCGACUGCGUCAUGGCCACGGAACUGUUGGCGAACGAGAUAAAGUCGAACUCGACGAUAAAUUUCGUCGAGGGCGAGGUCGACGCUCUGUGUGCCGCGCUCGGACCGGAGUUGGCGCAUCAGUGCGACGCGGUUUUGGAGCCGUACGUUCCGGCGCUCCUGAACGUGCUCGCCGAAAAGCUCAGAGACGCGUGCGCGAAGAUCGGCGCGUGUCCCAAGCUCGAUCGUUGA
Ostreococcus tauri is the source of this 633-nucleotide messenger RNA. Its product is annotated as Saposin-like type B, 1. Lineage: Eukaryota; Viridiplantae; Chlorophyta; Mamiellophyceae; Mamiellales; Bathycoccaceae. The record is from RefSeq and is a predicted model, not a curated record. The transcript has a single exon. Bases 1 to 633 code for a protein of 210 amino acids.